GCUCCUUAAGUGUUGAAUAAUUGAGACAAAAUUAGAAAUGUACACAUAUAUACUUCUAUACAUACACACACACACACACACACACACACACACACACACACACACAAACACACAGGUAUUUAUAUCUGAUGUACGUACUACAGCAGCUUACUGCACAUUCAGCCAAUGAACAGGUCUGAGACAGAGUGAUCCACUCCUGAUUGAGGUUGUCUAGAGGAUAACAGGUUGGCCUUGAAACAUACAUCUUACUGUGUGAAGAGUCUGAGCUGCAAACACACGCUGUGGUUUUUUACUGCCUGAAGAGGAACGUUGUUCGCUGAACCGCUGCACUGCAAAAAGCUCAACAGGAUAAAGAAUAAUGUCAGCCCUGUACAAACUCCCUCUCACAGCCACCCUCUGCCUGCUUCUCCUCGCCACACUGUUACCCAGCUCUGAGGCCAGGCGUGGUGGCUUUGGCCGAGGUGGAGGCUUCGGCCGGGGCCGGGGCUGGGGCGGUGGAGGCUACAGACCCGUCCAGAGCAGUGGUCCCAGUGCAGGGAAAGUAGCUGGAGCAGCUGCAGCAGGCGCCAUAGGAGGAGCAAUGGUCGGGUCAGCCCUGAGCCGGCCUGGGUAUGGGUAUGGUGGAUACGGAGGAUAUGGUGGAUAUGGAGGGGGAUUUGGAGGAUAUGGAGGAGGGUAUGGCUACCCACGCUUUGGUGGUGGCUAUGGCUCCAGGCCUGGCUACGAGCCAGAAGGUUCUGGAGAUCUAGAGUACUACACUGGAGCAUCCAGCGGCCCCAUCUACAACAGCAUCAUUGUUGUCAUCGGCUCCCUGAUGUCCCUGCUGAUAGGCCACUGGAUGGUAGUCAUGUAGAGCUGGAGACAGAGCUGGGAUACCCCUCCACCACCACCACCACCCGAAAUAGACCCAGGCCCAAGCCCAGACUAAAAAUAACCUACAACAUAACAGAAACCAGAACUAUCUUUGUUUUAAAGUCAAAUGUGACCUUAAAUUAUGGCAGGAAAAUUAAUUUAACCUCUGCAGCAUAUCAGUCUGACACCAUACUUCAGUCUCCUUUGAACGUGGCCAGUCUUUUUAUACUUUUGAUGAUUUAAUGUGUUUUCCAGAAAGCAAUCUGUGAAGGUAGAGCAGCAGUAAAUAAGAUGUUUCAUCAGGUUAACUCUACCUCAAGAAGUAAUGUCAGAGUUUAUGAGCAGCUAUACUUCAUAUUAUGUCAUUUCUCAGUAUAUUCCAUCAUAAUAAUCUUUAAAAUGAGUUUUUCCAUUCUGUUUGCUUAUACUAAAAUGUUAUGCCAUUUUGUAGACUUUUAUGUCAAAAAGAAAAAUGUUCUUCCAUGUUUAAUAUUGUUAUAUAAAUAAAAAGAACCUAGAACAAACAUCUGUAUUGAAUUUUAUUGUCUGCGUUAUUGUCUAGAUACCCAACAUAUAGUAUAUGAACAUUUUAUUGUAAAUACUGAUAAAUUAGACCUUCAGGGAAACUAUUAAUAGCUUCAACACAAGCUCCACUGUCUUGCUUGCUGUUGUCAGUUGAGGUUACAAUUUCAGCCUUUAAGCUGACAUGAACAGGAAGGCCAAAAGCUUCUCAGAAUAAUAUAAACUUACAACAUCCUGUUGAACAAGGGAAUAAGACCAGUAGAUGGUGGGAAUCGGCUCGGAUGAUGGGAGAGAUAUAAACAAAGGUAUUUUUAAAAAUGACUAUAUAUAAUGCAAUUCAUCCUCAGGGGAACAUUAACUUCUGGAUGUCCGAUUCAAUAGUAUGUAUAAGAUGUUUGAAACACAAAUGGGCCUUGGUGCUGCAUGACUCAGCUGAUCAGCUGACAUUUAACAGUCUGCAGACCGCUAUCACGUCCCAGCCGGUCCAAUCACACCAGGGCUCGUGUUUGCAUUCUUCUCUGUUCUCAAGACUAAAGCUGAGUUCAUCAUUUGAGAUGUUGCCACAACAGACUUGAUAUUUUUACUCUGUGAGUAUUAGCAUAUAUACUUAACCCAGAGCGUUAGUUUGU
Larimichthys crocea (large yellow croaker) is the source of this 2003-nucleotide messenger RNA. RefSeq names its product shadow of prion protein 2 (gene sprn2). Bases 359 to 853 code for a protein of 164 amino acids. The transcript has 2 exons. The record is from RefSeq and is a predicted model, not a curated record. NCBI's taxonomy places the organism in Eukaryota, Metazoa, Chordata, Actinopteri, Sciaenidae.